UGUGGAGAUGAGAAGGUACACAUAGGCCACAAGCAUUUUCACUUAUAAUAAUAUCCACUUAACUAAUUCUUGAAACUCUGGUUCAAGAAAACAACAAUGCCAAUCUUCACAGCAGCACUUGGCUCAGCUGCUUCCCUGUAUUUUCAUUCUCAUGAUAACAUUAACAGUACCUCUACUCUUCUCCACACUCUCAGUAGCCCACCUUCCUGUUUCUGUCGAAACUCGAUUUCGUUUAAGCGCAUUAAUGCCUCUGUUAAUCAGUCUUCCACUGUUGCUGAUUCCCCUGCUCCUGCUCCUCCUCCUCCUCGGGGAUCUGCUGAUUGGAAGGCAGCAAAGACUUAUAUCGAAAAAGGACUUAUCUAUCAAGGAAGGAUUGAAAACUUUAAUGGUGGAGGUUUGCUAGUGCGCUUUCAGUCUCUCUUGGGUUUCCUUCCCUUCCCGCAAUUGAGCCCGUCUCAUUCAUGUAAAGAACCAAACAAGAGCAUUCAAGAAAUCGCAAAAGCUUUGACCGGUUCUCUUAUUUCUGUUAAGGUAAUCCAGGCAGACGAAACCAAUAAGAAACUAAUCUUAUCUGAGAAAGAAGCUGCCUGGGUAAAAUAUUCCCGGAAAGUUUCUGUUGGGGAUGUAUUUGAUGCAAGGGUAGGUUCUAUUGAGGAUUAUGGUGCAUUUCUACAUUUACGUUUCCCAGAUGGCCUUUAUCAUCUCACUGGUCUCGUUCAUGUCUCGGAGGUAUCAUGGGAUUUGGUUCAAGAUGUAAGAGAUAUCUUACACGAGGGUGAUGAAGUGCGUGCAAAAGUUAUUAAAAUAGAUAGCUCAAAAUCAAGAAUUACAUUGUCUAUCAAACAAUUAGAGGAAGAUCCUUUGUUAGAGACAUUGGACAAAGUGAUUCCUAAGGAUGGCUCAGCUGGCUCUGAUUCUUCCGGUGAUGAUGAGAGCUAUGAUAUUGAGCCUCUUCAGGGUCUUGAAGCAAUUGUAGAAGAGCUACUACAGGAAGAUGGUAUAAGUGAUGUGCGAAUCACUCGCCAAGGAUUUGAGAAACGCGUGGUUUCACAAGACCUGCAGCUCUGGCUAUCGAAUGCCCCUUCUACUGGUGAACAGUUCACUCUUCUAGCCCGAGCUGGACGACAGGUGCAAGAAAUACAAUUGACUACUGUACUCGAUCAAGAAGGUAUCAAGAAAGCAUUGCAGAGAGUACUGGAACGCGUCCCAUAAGUCAUAUCGUUACAAAAUUAUAAAUAAUUGAAGUACAUAACAAAUUCUUGUUUCGUUUACACUUUCCAAGUUUGAGCAGCUGCUCUGCAGAACAUAGCCUGACCAAAUUUUACUUGUAUAUUUUUUUUUUAAAUCAUAGAUUACAAUAUCACAUUGAACUCUUCCAACAAAACUAUAGUCACUGGUAUAUGGAAUGCUGGUUUUUUUCUAUCAGCA
Molecule: messenger RNA, 1428 nt
Organism: Daucus carota subsp. sativus
Lineage: Eukaryota; Viridiplantae; Streptophyta; Magnoliopsida; Apiales; Apiaceae
Exons: 10
Coding region: 97-1212 (371 amino acids)
Molecular function (GO): nucleic acid binding
Source: RefSeq, a predicted model, not a curated record